AUGGCUGCAACUAUCGUCACUAUGCACGAACACCAUCAUGGGCCAAGCUUCUCGCCCGAGCACAUCGAGGUACUAAUCACCAUUGAACGAGUCGGUGCAGGAUGUUCCAUGGUGGCUAUCGUUCUCGUGUUACUCUCAUUCGGCCUCUUCAAGAAACUUCGAACGACCCCUAACCUCUUUCUGAUCUUCGCCUCGAUUGCGAAUGCCGGAGCAAGUGUGGCAUCUAUGAUCGGGUACGAUGGACUCGAGAAGGGCGAGGGCUCGCAUCUAUGCCAGGCUCAGGCCUUUAUCUUCGAAUGGUUCAUGCAAUCUGACCCUUGGUGGUCGCUUGCAAUGGCAAUCAACGUGUUUCUAGUAUUUUUCUGCAACUCUGACCCCCGAAUGUUUCGAAAGUAUGCAUGGCUUUACUGUGUCAUUUGCUUUGGUGGCCCAUUAAUUCCAGCGAUUGUUCUGAUCUCAAUUCGCGACGCCCCCGAAGGUCUUAUUUUCGGGGACGCUACUUUAUGGUGCUGGAUUGGAACCGACUGGAGCCUCGUUCGCCUCUAUGCAUACUAUAUUCCAAUCUGGACCUUCUCUUUUCUGUCAAUAAUGAUCUACAUCGCAGUCGGAUAUCAUGUCUUCCACCAUAGAAAUCAGCUCAGGCAUAUGGUGAUGGAAGGGAUGGGAAACACAGAGAAAAAUGGCAGUAUACCUUACUCGAGCAGUGAGCCCAGGGGCUCUUCCGAAGCGGUAGCCUUCCCACUUAACACCAGCGAGGGAGGUAACACUGACCCUUAUUACCAGAAUCUUACGGGUCGUCAGGAUUUCUACGGUACUGCUGUCACAGAAGUCCAAAUCAUACGGGAAGAGCCAAGACAUACAGCCAACCUUGGCCUUACCACACCUACUGCGACCCAUUCGGCGAUCAGCCCUCCGCGUAUUCAAUCUUGGGCUGUUCCCAGUUCCUUCGAGCAGCUCGAGCAAACAACCUCUAGCAGAGGACAGCGCUUUGAAACAGUAUGCACGUCCACCAGUACUCCUCAGCCGCCUUCGACGAUGAUGACCCGCCUACGCGCUGCCAGGUCCAAUGCAUCCUUGAAACUUAAAAGAUUCGACCCUGUCAAAAUGGCGUAUUUACGUACCAGCUUCAUCUUCGGUUUCGCCGUAUUGAUCACUUGGAUCCCAAGUUCCAUUAACCGACUAUAUAGUCUGACACAUUCCGACAGAAUCAGUUUUAGUCUCAGUGUUGCCAGCGGUUGCGUUCUUCCGCUCCAGGGAGUUUGGAACGCUCUGAUCUAUUUCACUACCAGCUGGAAGACAUUUCGUGAAGAAGUACAUGCAGCGAGAGCGAAGUGGCUUGGAAGACCUGAAGAGUCUGCACAUGGGAUCCGCCUCAACAGUCGAAAUGACACUCAUAAGGGCGAAUAUCGCAGCACACUCGAACGAACCCGACAAGUACGAGCGGGUUCGGCCGAAGAUGUUUGA
This is a messenger RNA of Fusarium sp. VM40, 1464 nucleotides long. Lineage: Eukaryota; Fungi; Ascomycota; Sordariomycetes; Hypocreales; Nectriaceae. The record is from the annotation of a GenBank genome assembly.